This is a messenger RNA of Gopherus evgoodei (Goodes thornscrub tortoise), 1601 nucleotides long. RefSeq names its product solute carrier family 25 member 17 (gene SLC25A17). Gene Ontology annotation, cellular component: peroxisomal membrane. Gene Ontology annotation, biological process: transmembrane transport. The record is from RefSeq and is a predicted model, not a curated record. Bases 262 to 1116 code for a protein of 284 amino acids. NCBI's taxonomy places the organism in Eukaryota, Metazoa, Chordata, Testudines, Testudinidae. Gene Ontology annotation, molecular function: ADP transmembrane transporter activity; FAD transmembrane transporter activity; FMN transmembrane transporter activity. The transcript is spliced from 10 exons.
CUGGCCCCGCAGGAGCAGCAGCCAUGGCGGCGGUGUCCUCUUACGAGAGCUUGGUCCAUGCCGUGGCCGGGGCUGUGAUCAUCUGUGAGCUAUGAGUCUGGAGCUGGAGAAGAAGAUACUUACAGGCCACUUUAUGAGUCUCGGUGUUACAAUAGUGCCUGGAGGCUCAACCGAGUUGGGGCCCCGUUGUGCUAGGCACUGAACAGUAAAAGACUGCUCCAUUCUAAAGAGCUUACAGUCUUAAAAGGCAGUGUGACUGCAAUGACAGUAUUUUUUCCUUUGGAUACAGCUAGACUUAGACUUCAGGUUGAUGAGAAACGCAAGUCCAAGACAACACACACAGUGCUACUGGAGAUUAUCAAAGAAGAAGGCCUCCUGGCACCAUAUCGAGGGUGGUUCCCUGUUAUUUCCAGCCUCUGCUGCUCCAAUUUUGUCUAUUUUUAUACGUUUAACAGUCUCAGAGCUCUCUGGGUCAAAGGCCAGCGUUCAACCACAGGAAAAGAUUUGGUCCUGGGGUUUGUUGCAGGUGUUGUGAACGUACUCUUGACCACUCCACUCUGGGUAGUGAACACACGACUGAAACUGCAAGGAGCAAAGUUUAGAAAUGAAGAUAUUGUACCAACCAACUACAAGGGCAUUGUGGAUGCCUUUCAUCAGAUAAUACGGGAUGAAGGAGUCUUGGCUUUGUGGAAUGGCACUUUUCCCUCCUUGCUGCUGGUUUUCAAUCCUGCCAUACAGUUUAUGUUCUAUGAAGGGUUUAAACGAAAGCUUUUGAAGACACGACUGCAGCUUACCUCUUUGGAUGCAUUCGUCAUUGGUGCAGUAGCUAAGGCAGUUGCCACCACCGUCACCUACCCCAUGCAGACAGUACAAUCAAUUUUGCGGUUUGGACGUCACAGAUUGAACCCCGAAAACCGGACACUAGGUAGUCUUAAGAAUGUUCUCUAUCUUCUUCGACAGAGAGUAAGGCGUUUUGGAUUGGUGGGACUCUACAAAGGCCUUGAAGCAAAGCUCCUGCAGACGGUCCUCACUGCCGCACUCAUGUUCCUAGUCUAUGAAAAACUGACUGCUGCUACCUUCACAGUCAUGGGAUUAAAGCAUUCACAGAAGCACUGAGAAAGUGAUCUCUGCAGCACAAUGAGCAUGGAAAUAAACUAGGGAUCUGGAGAGGGAGGUCCAAUAUCUGAGGACAGGCUGGGUAGCAAAGAAUUCUCUCUCUAAGGUCACUUCCUUCUCCAUUACUUUCCAUUCUUAUUGUCUCCGUCUCGGAAGCUGCAUGAGGAGAAAUUUAAAGUGAAGUCCAGUAGGAUUUGCUGUCAGUCCUCUUUGUGGUGGCAUGUUCACUGUGUUGACAUUUCGCAACCCGAUAGUGUUAAGAAAUUAAAUGGAAAAGAUUAUUUUAGCACCUAAAAUUAAGAUAUGUUAAUUACUGGAGUGGUUUGGUUGGCUCUUUUAGGGGGAGGGAGUACUUUUAUUGCACUUAAUUUUCCUUUCUUUUCAACUUGCUAUCAGCCAUUGUCCUCCCUGUACUGGCUGUCAGCAGCUCCCUGUCAGGUGUUCAUCUCACCUGGUGUUCGUUCAUUAAAAUAAUUCAUGCAGAA